AUGCACAUAGAAAAGAAUGUGUUUGAUAAUGUGUCUAAUAUUGUUAUGGAUGUCAAGGGCAAUACUAAGGAUAAUGCAAAGGCAAGAAUAGAUUUAAAAGAAUAUUGUAGACGUCGGGAGCUAGAGCUAGUGGACAGAGACAAUGAAAAUAUAAGAGCGCUUGCACCACACAUGGAUGCCAACGAAGUUGAUAAAAGGAUUGAGGCUGAUUUUCCAAGAUGGUUCAAUGACUAUUGGGUAGUUAUUCAAACCAAGGCAAGGAGAACAGUUGAUGCCCCAACUUCUGAACAACCAGUGCAUGUUUAUCAGGAAGAUGAGGACAUGCUGUUGCAACCUACUGUAGUUGAAAAUGAACAACUCGAUAGCCUACGAGACAAUCUUAAGGCUGAAGAAGUUGAAGAGUACUUCAUUAAUGACACUUUUGUGGUUGAGGAUGGGGAGCCUGAUAAUGAAAAAGAAGAUAAGGACGCAGAUACAACUAAAAAGGAAGAUGAGGAGAAGGAUAUAGAUGAAGAAGAUGACAAGAAGGAUAUAAAUGAAGAAGAUGACGAGAAGGAUAUAUAUGAAGAAGAUGAUGAGGGGAAUACACAUGAAUAA
This is a messenger RNA of Diospyros lotus (date-plum), 597 nucleotides long. Its product is annotated as serine/threonine-protein phosphatase 4 regulatory subunit 2-like. NCBI's taxonomy places the organism in Eukaryota, Viridiplantae, Streptophyta, Magnoliopsida, Ericales, Ebenaceae. Bases 1 to 597 code for a protein of 198 amino acids. The record is from RefSeq and is a predicted model, not a curated record. The transcript is spliced from 3 exons.